AUGACUAGCGAAACACCCUACAAGAUCAACGUCUCCGACGAGCAGAUUGCGCUGUUGAAGGCCAAGCUUGAACUUACAGUGUUUCCCGACGAAGUAGAUGACGCGGGCUGGGACUACGGAACACCGCUCAGCGAUAUGAAGCGUCUUGUAGAUUACUGGAAGAACGGCUUCGAUUGGAAGAAACAGGAAAGCGUUAUCAACGACGCGCUGCCGCAGUUCACGCGCGACAUUGAAGUUGAAAGGCACGGGAAGCUCAACAUUCACUACGUGCACAAGAAGAGCGACGUUGAGGGGGCCGUUCCGCUACUAUUUGUUCAUGGAUGGCCGGGAAGCUUCUUGGAGGUGACGAAGAUACUGCCCUUGUUGACGCAGAACAACCCAUCUGCGCCUAGUUUCCAUGUUGUCGCCUACAGUCUACCUGGCUUUGGAUUCUCAGAGGCGACAAAGGAGAAAGGUUUUGGCGUCGCCAAAAUGGCUGAGGUAGUUGGCCAUAAACUGAUGCUCGCGCUCGGAUACGAUCAGUAUGGAGGCGACUGGGGAUUCUGGAUCACCCAACGUAUUGCAUUGGACUACGGCGGAAAGCACUGCAUGGCGUGGCAUCACAACAUGCCUUGGUACGUCACCCCCACUUUGAUUACCUACCCUCUCAGACUCAUGACUCCAUCCUUCGACGUCACCUCCCUUCCCGUCCGCCCCGACGAACGCGCCGGGCUCGAGCGCACCCUCGAGAUCGACCGCAAAGGGCGCGCCUAUGGCUCAAUUCACGAAACCAAGCCGCAGACUAUCGGCUACGCGCUGGCGGACUCGCCUGUCGGGCUCUUGGCGUGGAUAUAUGAGAAGUUGGUGGCGUGGACGGACGCGUAUCCCUGGACUGAUGACGAAGGCGGGUUCCUCACAUGGGUCAGCAUCUACUGGUUUUCGCGUGCCGGGCCCGCCGCCUCGGUGCGCAUCUACCGCGAGUCCGUCUACCCAAAGCGCGAGUUCGUCGAUGCGAAUGGCGAGACCGUAUACUUGAACCGCGAGAUCCCGCCCGACCCGGCCAACGCGCCCACUAUCCCGAUGGGCAUGUCGCAGUUUCCGAAGGAUAUCUACGUGUAUCCGAAGUCAUGGAAACACACCCUCGGCAACGUCGUCUUCGAAGCAGACCACGAGAGCGGUGGUCACUUCGCUGCGCACGAAAAGCCGGAGGCGCUUGUUGGCGAUCUGCGCGCGAUGUUUGGGAGGGGUGGGCCGGCGUAUGGAGUGGUUUUUGGGAGGGAUGGAUAUUGA
Schizophyllum commune H4-8 is the source of this 1269-nucleotide messenger RNA. Its product is annotated as alpha/beta-hydrolase. The transcript has 8 exons. Gene Ontology annotation, biological process: epoxide metabolic process. Bases 1 to 1269 code for a protein of 422 amino acids. The record is from RefSeq and is a predicted model, not a curated record. Lineage: Eukaryota; Fungi; Basidiomycota; Agaricomycetes; Agaricales; Schizophyllaceae. Gene Ontology annotation, molecular function: epoxide hydrolase activity.